Messenger RNA from Coprinopsis cinerea okayama7#130, 5034 nucleotides. Its product is annotated as arom polypeptide. The transcript is spliced from 6 exons. The record is from RefSeq and is a predicted model, not a curated record. Gene Ontology annotation, biological process: aromatic amino acid biosynthetic process; chorismate biosynthetic process. Gene Ontology annotation, cellular component: cytoplasm. Bases 1 to 5034 code for a protein of 1677 amino acids. Lineage: Eukaryota; Fungi; Basidiomycota; Agaricomycetes; Agaricales; Psathyrellaceae. Gene Ontology annotation, molecular function: 3-dehydroquinate synthase activity; 3-dehydroquinate dehydratase activity; shikimate kinase activity.
AUGGCGGUGGCGGACGAUACCAAAGCUGAUCUCCUCAAGGUUUCCAUCUUGGGCAAGGAGUCGAUUCAUUGCGGUUUCCAUCUGACGCCCUAUAUCGUUCAAACGGUCUUGACGACUCUGCCAUCGUCGACCUACGUCCUCAUCACCGAUGACAACAUCGCCAAGUUGCAUUUGAACAAGUUUGAAGAAGCGUUUGCGAAGGGGAUCGAGAAGAGUGCGGCGAACCCCAAACCGAGGUUUUUGAGCCAUGUUAUCCCACCCGGCGAGACGUCCAAGAGCAGAGAAGGAAAGGCGAGGAUUGAAGACUUUUUGUUGUUCCACAAGUGUACCAGAGAUAGUGUCAUUCUGGCUCUGGGAGGGGGAGUUAUUGGCGAUUUGGUUGGUUUCGUGGCUGCUACUUUUAUGCGAGGCGUACGCUUCUGCCAGAUCCCGACUACGCUGUUGGCGAUGGUCGAUUCCAGCGUUGGAGGCAAGACGGCCAUCGAUACUCCGCAUGGCAAGAACUUGAUUGGUGCCUUCUGGCAGCCUGAAUACAUCUUCAUCGAUGCCGCUUACCUCGAGACGCUUCCCACUCGAGAGUUCUCGAAUGGAAUGGCCGAGGUCGUCAAGACCGCCGCCAUCUGGGACGAGAAAGAAUUCACCUCGCUCGAGUCGCGAUCUGCAGAGCUCUUCGCCGCCAUCCAAACGCCGUCCACCAACUAUGCCGGCCGCACUCUCGAAACCCGCUCUGAGGCACAGAAGCUGCUUCUUUCUACCAUCGCCGCCUCUAUCGGCGUCAAGGCACACAUCGUCACCAUCGACGAACGCGAGACGGGUCUUCGUAACCUCGUCAACUUUGGCCACAGCAUUGGCCAUGCCAUCGAGGCUGUCUUGACUCCCACCAUCCUCCAUGGAGAAUGUGUCUCCAUUGGUAUGAUCCUCGAAGCCGAACUCUCGAGGCAGUUGGGCAUCCUCACCCAAGUCGGCGUUGGAAGGUUGACGAGAUGCCUCAAGGCGUACAACCUCCCCACUUCCCUCUCCGCCCCUCUGAUCGCUUCGUUGCCUCAAGCCUCGCUUCUGACAGUCCCCCGCCUCCUCGACAUCAUGCGCAUCGACAAGAAGAACAGCGGUACGAACAAGAAGAUCGUGUUGCUCAAGAGGAUCGGAGAGACUUACGAGCAAAAGGCCAGCAUCGUGGAGGAUAAGGCGAUUGAGAAGACCUUGGCUGAAGCCGUCACUGUCGUGCCUAGCAUUCCCACUGGCAACGUGAAGGGCUCGCCUGGAGAGGUUAGGAUGAGCACGCCUGGAUCGAAGAGUAUCUCCAACCGAGCAUUGGUCCUUGCUGCCCUUGCGAAGGGCACUUGCAGGCUCAGGAACCUGCUUCAUUCGGACGACACGCAGGGUGCUGUCUUCACUUGGGAAGACGGAGGAGAGACUUUGGUCGUUGAGGGUGGUGAAGGUACCCUCACCGUUCCCACUCCUGGCAAGGAACUUUAUCUCGGAAACGCUGGAACCGCUGCUCGUUUCCUCACGACCGUUUGCGCUCUCGCUCAGCCUGCUCCUGCUUCGGUUCAGCCUCCCAGCACCAACACUGUCAUCACCGGCAAUGCCCGCAUGAAGCAGCGACCCAUCGGUCCCCUCGUCGACGCCCUCCGCGCCAACGGUUGCAGCAUCGGUUACAGAGAGUCUGAGGGAUGCCUCCCCCUCUCGAUCCCUCCCAACUCGUUCAAGGGUGGCAAGAUCCAGUUGGCUGCCAGCGUAUCCAGCCAAUACGUGUCUUCGAUUCUCCUUUGCGCUCCCUAUGCCCAAGACGCCAACGGAGUCACCUUGGAGCUCGUCGGAGGUGAGGUUAUCUCCCAGCCUUACAUCGACAUGACCAUCGCCAUGAUGAAGACCUUCGGCGUGGAGGUUACUCGACGCACCGAUGCUUCUGGAAAGUUGCUCGAUAUCUACGACAUCCCCCGAGGAACCUACGUCAACCCACCCGUCUACAACAUCGAGUCUGACGCUUCGUCCGCCACCUACCCCCUCGCUGUCGCUGCAAUCACUGGUACCAAGUGCACCAUCGAGAACAUUGGUUCAUCGUCCCUUCAAGGAGACGCCAAGUUUGCCGUUGAGGUUCUCCAGAAGAUGGGAUGUGAGGUACAUCAGACUGCGGACGAGACGACUGUUCAGGGCCCUCCUCUGGGUCAGCUCAAGGCUAUCGAAGAGGUGGACAUGGAAGUCAUGACGGAUGCGUUCUUGACUGCCAGUGUGUUGGCUGCCGUUGCGAAUGGUGGGGAGAAUAAGGCGAUGAAGAUUACUGGCAUUGCCAAUCAGCGAGUCAAGGAGUGUAACAGGAUCAGGGCAAUGAUGGAUGAGCUUGCUAAAUUUGGCGUCCACACUACCGAACAGGAGCUUGGCCUUACCAUUUACGCCGUUCCCAUUUCCCAACUCAAGAAGAACGUCUCUGUCCACUGCUACGACGACCACCGCGUCGCCAUGGCCUUCUCCGUCCUCAGCACCGUCGUUGAGGGUGCCAUCAUCGAGGAGAAGCGAUGCGUGGAGAAGACCUGGCCCGGCUGGUGGGACGACCUCGAGAACAAGAUCGGAAUCAAGGUCGAAGGCGUCGAUCUUGCUGGGUUGCGGGCUGAGUCUUCGUCUGCCGGCGUCAAGGAGAGCAAGCCCAUCGACAAUUCGUCCAUCCUCCUCAUUGGAAUGCGUGGAACUGGCAAAACGCAUAUCGGCCAACUCGCUGCUGCGUCCCUUCCUGGAUGGUCUUUCGUUGAUGCGGACCAUUAUUUCGAGAGCAAGCUCAAGACUGGCGUGAAGGACUUUGUGAAGAACGAGGGGUGGGAGAAGUUUAGAGAGGAGGAGUUGGCGGUUUUGGCUGAGUUGAUUGGGUUGGGUGUUGAUGGCAAAGCAGUCUCGUCGCCCUCGUCCUACUCGAAGAACCACGUCAUCUCGCUCGGAGGCGGUAUCGUCGAGACCCCCGCUGCUCGUUCUCUCCUCAAAGCCUACCUCGCCAAGGGCGGCCGUGUCGUUCAUAUCACCCGUCCGAUCGACGAGAUCGUUCGCUACCUCAACGUCGAGACUGCUCGUCCUGCGUACGAAGAGCCUAUCCUCGAUGUGUGGAAGAGGCGAGAGCCCUGGUACAAGGAGUGCAGUGGAUGGGAGUUUGGCAACGUCGUCGUCGAAGCUCCCCAAGGACAGGCUCAGGCCGCCAACGUGGAAGCUGGCCCUGGCAAGACCAAGUGUGUCAAGACCCUUGCUGGACGUAACGAGGUCAAAAGGUUCUUUGGGCACCUGGCUGGCAUCAACCCCAACUUCACUCAUGGUGGUUCGGUUGAAGGACAGCAACGUCGCACCUACUUCCUCUGCCUCACCUACCCCGACGUUCGACAUGCCUUCCCCUACAUCGACGAGUUGACGGAGGGUGCGGAUGCGCUCGAGUUGAGGGUUGAUUUGUUGAAGGAUGCCAAGGCUCCCGAGGCUCCUUUCCCUUCAGUCGCGUAUGUUAAGGACCAGGUUACGGCGUUGAGGAGGGUGACUGGUCUCCCGAUCAUCUACACUGUUCGCACCAAGGCGCAGGGCGGUGCUUUCCCUGAUGGCAACGCGAAGGAGUACAAGGAGCUCGUCGAGGCCGGCGUUCGGUUGGGCGUCGAGUACCUCGAUGUUGAGGUCGCUUCCAUCUUCUCCGACAAGGAGGUCGCCGAUCUUUCCAAGCGCACCAAGAAGGCCGGAUCGACGCUCGUCAUUGCCAGCUGGCACGAUUGGAGUGGGAAGAUGCAGUGGGACGGGGAGGAUGUGAAGAGGAAGUACGACGAAGCGAGGAAGUUUGGCGAUCUUGUCAAGAUCGUGGGCAAGGCUGAGAAGUUGGAAGAUAAUUUUAAGCUCCUUUCGUUUGUCAAGUCUGCGACCUCGCUACCCAACUCGCCGCCGAUUAUCGCGAUCAAUAUGUCGACGCUUGGCCAAUCUUCGAGGAUCCUCAAUACGACGUUCACCCCCGUUUCGCACCCGCUGCUUCCGACCAAGGCUGCUCCUGGACAGUUGUCGUUCAAGCAGAUCCAGCAGGCCCUGCACCUCCUCGGCUUGCUUCCCUCGAAGCAUUUUCACCUCUUCGGAACCCCCAUCGCACAUUCGAUGAGCCCUACCCUGCAUAACACUGGCUUCGAGCUGCUCGGUUUGCCGUUCAAGUAUGGCUUGUUGGAGAGCAAGGAGGUUGAUUGCAAGGAGGUUCGGGAUGUUAUUAGUGACAAGGAGGGCUUUGGAGGGGCGAGUGUGACGAUCCCCUUCAAGGUCGACGUUAUCGAGCUCCUUGAUGAGUUGACGGAGAGUGCGAAGGAGAUUGGAGCUGUCAACACCAUCAUCCCUGUCCACCGCUCCAGCAUCAAUGCUCAAGGCCAGGAAGAGACCACUCGAGUCCUCGUAGGCGACAACACGGAUUGGGUGGGAAUCCGUGUAUGCAUCACUCAGCGCGUCUCGGAGGGCGAGUUGAGAAACGAGAAUACUAGCGGCUUGGUCAUUGGCGCUGGUGGGACUGCCCGGGCUGCCAUCUACGCUCUCCAGGACUUGGGUGUACCUGUCAUCUACCUGUUCAAUCGGACCAAGGAGAAGGCGGAGGAUCUGGCCAAGGCGUUCGUUGGUGGAGCAGACAAGAAGUGGAAUGGCCAGCUUGUCGUUCUUGAUAAGCUUGGUGGUGGAUGGGGCGACGUGGGUGUCGCGCCGAGGGUGAUCGUUUCGACUGUUCCUGCGUCUGCUACGGCUCUUCCCUCCGCCUCCACUGCCGCCAUCGCUGGUCAAGUCGACAAGUCGACUAACCAGAUCGUCCUCCCCGCUGACGUCUUUGCGUACACCUCGGGAUCGGCUGUGGUAGUGGAUAUGGCGUACAAGCCUGCCGAGACUCCCCUCCUCAAGCUUGCGAAGGAGUUGAAGGAGGAAGGCAAUUGGGCGUGCGUGCAGGGGUUGGAGGUGUUGCUUGAGCAGGGAUAUAUUCAGUUUGAGAAGUGGACUGGGAGGAGGUGUCCGAAGGAGCAGGUUUCUACGCGCGUUUGGGAGAAGUAUGGCGAGGUUUAG